This is a messenger RNA of Pogona vitticeps (central bearded dragon), 1749 nucleotides long. The record is from RefSeq and is a predicted model, not a curated record. Lineage: Eukaryota; Metazoa; Chordata; Lepidosauria; Squamata; Agamidae.
AUGAGAAAUACAAAGCCGUUUCUCCCUCGGCAUUUCCUCUCCUUUCAAAGAGCGCUGGAGCCCAAAGCGCUCAAAGAGGGCAAGGAGCCGCGGGCUCGGGGGUGCUCUUUGACUUUCUACGCCCUUCCUGUGCCCGCUGGUGCCCCUUCCUGGGGAUGCCAUCCUGGUCGUGGAGGAGACACCGCCCCCCCUCCCCGGUCGCUCUCUCUCUCUCUUUCUCACCUGGGGCCGCUGGCUGAAGUAGUCUGGGUGGAGUUCGCGCUGCAGGGCCCGGAACUGCUGCUGGAGACGGGCUGCGUCCAGGCGGAAGAUUGCGUGAAGAGCGAGUAUUGGUUCGGCAGAGACACGCACUGCGACUACAGCUUUCUCAGGACCAACGGGGGCGACGCAGACCUCUAUAAGCAGUACAGCAAGAAGCACUUCCGGAUCUUCCGAGAAUCGGGGCCCGGGAGCUGCUCCGUGACCUACAUCGAAGACCAAAGUGCCAAUGGAACCUUCAUCAACGGAAAGCUCGUCGGGAAGGGCAAGAAGCUUCCGAUGCCCCACGUGGCCGAAAUUGCUCUCUCCUUGCCCCAUAAUAAAACCCUUCUGUUUUCAGACCUUUCAGUGGAUCAUCGCCAGCUGGAGUAUCCCAAGCAGCUGACGGAGAAAUACAUCAUCUCCAAAACUUUGGGGACUGGUGCCUGUGGAGAAGUGAAGCUGGCCUUUGAAAGAGAGACCUGUAACAAAGUCGCCAUAAAGAUAAUAAACAAGAAGAAAUGCAUGGCGGAUGUUUUGCCAGAGAAUGACAAGCCGUUCAAUGUGGAAACAGAAGUGGAGAUUUUGAAGAAGAUUGAUCACCCUUGCCUGAUCAAGAUAAAAGACUUCUUUGAAGGAGAGGAUUUUUACAUUGUGUUGGAACUGAUGGAAGGCGGGGAGCUAUUUUACAAAGUUCUGCGCCCAGCUAAGCUGAGUGAAGCCACCUGCAAGCUCUAUUUCUAUCAGAUGCUGUUGGCUGUGCAGUAUCUUCACGAGCAUGGCAUUAUUCACCGGGAUUUGAAACUGGAGAAUGUGCUGUUGUCGUCUCACGAGGAGAAGUGCCUUAUAAAGAUUACAGAUUUCGGACAAUCCAAAAUUCUUGGAGAAACGUCGUUCAUGAAAACACUGUGCGGGACUCCGGACUAUCUCGCUCCCGAGGUGCAAAAUUUUGCUGGGACAGGCGGCUACGGACGAUCCGUGGACUGCUGGAGCUUAGGGGUGAUUCUCUUUGUCUGCCUUUCCGGGUAUCCCCCCUUCACCGACAAACAUCCUCGGCUGUCUUUGCGGGAGCAGAUUGCCACAGGAGAAUACUACUACUGUGAAGAAAUAUGGAAACAUGUGUCGAAGGAAGCUUUCGAUCUGGUGAAGAAGUUGCUUGUGGUGGAUCCAGACAAGCGCCUUAAAAUAGAAGAGGCCCUGGAGCACCCCUGGCUACAGGAUGAGACCAUGAAGCACACUUUUCAACAGUUAGUCUCUCAAGCAGGGGAGUCAGCCAUGCCCGCAGAAGUUCCAACUUUGCCGGCCACUAGUAGAAAACGCCACCGGGCAGAGCAGGAGCAGCAGCCGGGCCCUUCCAAAAUAGCCAGAUUGAAGCAGUGAAUGAGCCCGGAGGGCUGAUAACGGUUGUAUUUUUUUUAAAAACGAGGAUUUUAGAAAUCUUGUCUAAAGAUUAUUUUUUUCUGUGGAAAAAAUGUAUAAACCAAAUCACUCCUAAAUUAAAUUCCUUUUUUU